GUGUAGGCCAGCAUGGCAAAGACGGCUCUUUGACACCCUUCUAUUUAGCAGUUUUGCCUUCUAAUUUUUUGUUACUGACAUUUAGUAAAUUUAGCAAAGAACUCUUAUUAUUCUAUGUAAAUCAAUCGAUAUAGGUUUUGCAAUUGUAUAUUUGAAGUAUUAAUAUCGGGAUAAUUUACCAAUUAUUUAAUUAAUAAAUCGCAUGAUUUUUUAUACAUCAAAAGGAUAAAUAAUUCCCAUAAAAUGGGUGGUCUAUUCAGUUAUUUUAGAAAUUUGAUUGGGAGUCGUGAGAUGCGAAUUUUAAUUUUAGGUCUUGAUGGUGCCGGCAAGACUACUAUUUUAUACAGACUUCAAGUUGGCGAAGUAGUCACGACGAUACCUACCAUUGGAUUUAACGUUGAACAAGUAACAUAUAAAAAUUUAAAAUUUCAAGUAUGGGAUUUAGGAGGACAAACGAGUAUAAGACCUUACUGGAGAUGUUAUUAUUCAAAUACAGAUGCAGUCAUUUAUGUAGUCGAUUCAGCAGACCGUGAUAGAAUAGGAAUAUCAAAGGAUGAGCUUUUAUACAUGUUAAGGGAAGAUGAACUUCAGGGAGCAAUUCUAGUAGUUUUAGCAAAUAAACAAGACAUGCCAGGUUGUUUGAGUGUUGCAGAAGUACAUCAAGCACUUGGGCUUGACGCUUUAAAAAAUCGGACAUUCCAAAUUUUCAAAACUUCAGCCAAAAAAGGCGAAGGUCUUGACCAAGCAAUGGACUGGCUUGUAAAUGCUUUGCAGAGUAGAAAAUAAUUUGCAUAAUUAAUUUUAUCAAGACCAAAUUUUUGUAUUUUAUGUUUGUGAGGAAUGAUGAUAAAUUAAUUUUUACUUAAAACAGUGUCUGACUGAGUAAGUAUGAGUGUGAUGUGUCAACUAAAAAUCAAGUGUAAAUUUUUGUGACUGUUACAAAACUUGAAUUUUAAUUACAAACUAAGCGAUGAACUGUAUAUGCGAAUGAUUUUUUCUUUUAUUUUAAGUAUACAUUGAUUCAAUAGAUAUUAA
This is a messenger RNA of Chelonus insularis, 1035 nucleotides long. RefSeq names its product ADP ribosylation factor-like 1 (gene Arl1). Gene Ontology annotation, molecular function: GTPase activity; GTP binding. The transcript has 5 exons. Gene Ontology annotation, biological process: vesicle-mediated transport; intracellular protein transport. Bases 244 to 786 code for a protein of 180 amino acids. Gene Ontology annotation, cellular component: cytoplasm; Golgi apparatus. The record is from RefSeq and is a predicted model, not a curated record. Lineage: Eukaryota; Metazoa; Arthropoda; Insecta; Hymenoptera; Braconidae.